This is a messenger RNA of Symbiodinium natans, 3123 nucleotides long. The record is from the annotation of a GenBank genome assembly. Lineage: Eukaryota; Dinophyceae; Suessiales; Symbiodiniaceae.
AUGUUUACGUUCGCCAGGGAUAAUGCCAAUCUGCAGGAUGGAUGCGUUGCCUGUUUUGAUUUGGACCUGCUGGGCUCCCCCGUGGAUGCUGGUGAUGGCAUGCUGUUGCGGGCCCGCGUUGUCCAAACAGCCCACGUCUGGUGCACGAACAGCCAAGCUGCAAAUGUUGAGAUAGCUGUUGAUGACCGGAAGGUGUUGCUACGCCUCCGACGAUGUGAUUAUUACGCAGUGGCUCAGCAUGCUUCCAAAGUCCGUGUUGCGUGGGUUGUUGCAAGGCCCUCCCCUGGGGCAGUGAUCCUUGAUGCCACUGUGGGACACGCCUUUGUCAUUGCGAAUUGUGUGGUGCGACAGGACAGCACAGUGCAUGUUGCAGAGGUCUUUAGUGGGGGUUUCUGCGGAUGGUCCCAAGCAGCAUGGCGCAUGAGUGCCAUGGGUGUGCCCAUCCGCACGUCCUGGCUUUUGGACGAUGAUACCAAGCUCGUUAACCCAGAAAGCCUGGUGAAUGCCUGCCUUCAGGACUGCACCCGCAGUGGCCGGGCCUCAUUCCUGAAGGUCACACACGCAUGGCAGCUUGGCCACCUUGAUCGGGUUGAAGUCUUGAUGGCCCGUGAGGCCCUGCGUGCCGAGAUUGACUUUGGCCUUUGCAGGCGUGCCACACGGGCCGUCCCUUGUCUUGUGUCGGUGCUGUGUACCAAGUCACCCAGGGCUGUUCUUCAGCCGGAGCAUCCCCAGCUAACGGAUGCACAGGUUUUUACUGACGUACAUGGCCGAAUCCUGCACAGACUUUCAGACAUGCCCACCUGCGUGUGCCUUCUCCCUGCGAGUGAGCCUUUGCUUCCUGGCUUGCCGGCGUUGUCAGGCAAUGAGGUGUGUGCGGCCCUGUUGACCAACCGCCAGGCGCCUUACCACUUUGCGAUCCCAGCUGGUGCUGCCACAGCGUGGUACGCGCGCUUCCCCACAGUACUGCUUGAGCGCCUUGGAUGGGACAGUGAGUUUGGACCGCUCCCAAACGCCGCAGGGGAGCAGCUGCAUCUGACCAUCCGUGCCAGUAAGCGCCCCUUGCUGGUGCCUCUUGCCGGCAUGCUGGACUACCUUCGCUGCACUCUCUUCCUGGGACAGCUGCGCAUGCUCGUGCAAACAUCCACGGGAGCAACUGUGAUGACUGAACUUCAAGUCAAUGCCCACACGGUGUCAGUACUUGCCUUGCCUGCUACCAUGCCUACUGCAGCCGUUGCCCAAUGCUGGGAGAAUGCAUCGUAUUGCUUGGCCUUGGGCCCGGGGGUCCGUGUCUUCUCGGGGCCCUUCCCUCUACCAAUCGACGCCGUGCUCGGCCAUAUCUCUGGUCAGGCGUUGCACCGUGCCGGGGGUGGACCACUUGUGCUUAGCGUGAUGCCUGAGGUCCGAGGAGGAGGAGCCAAGGACGCUAACAUCCAAUUAGCUAAGACCCGCCUUGUCCAGGCCACUGACUUGCACCAGCGCUGGGAGGCCUUGACAGCGUUUGCGGCAGGGGCAGGCGUUACACUCCCGGAAGGAGACAAUCGAGCCACGAAGGCGGCAGUCCGCAUCCAGCGGGCUGUCCAAAGACGCAAGCUCCACAAUCUGCCUACACCCGGUGCCAAGGACUUCUACAUAGCCCCGGACAUUUGGUGCGGUGUGGACGGCAACCCCGUCCCCAUCAUCCGAUCCAUCAGCCAAGGUGCCAGUGGGGUGAUCCUGAUGGACGCCGCACAGGCACGCAAGGAGGACUUGGCCCUGCUCCGUGAGAUGAAAGCAGAUAGCCUGUGCGUGCUGAGCCGGACCGCUGAGCCUCAUUUGCUUGCCGCCUGCAUGCACAACGUGGGCACCACAGAAGUUAGGCCAAAGUACAAGCAACAGGCCACUGUAACUGUAGAGGGGAUGACGUGUUGCUCCUUCAGCAUGUACAGGGAUGACUUAGCCGACGGUCAGGAUUGGCAGACCAUUGCCAAGCAACCAGUCCGGGAGGCGCAGCAAGCCUUCACAGCGCCAGGGCAGGACCGCACCCUUGUUCACCCAUGGGGCCGCUCUUUUCGUGCUGAUGGCAAGGCCUCUCUGCCGCAGGCGUCCGACUCCAUCCAGUUUCAUGCCAAGGUACCAGACGCUCAACUCCCCGCUGUCUUGCGCAAAAGUGGCUUCAACCAUGUGUACGUGCUGCCAAAAAGCUGGGAGGACUCCAGGCCGCUCCCGGAAUGGGCCAUUGUCUGGCUGCCUGGUGGCCGGAGCGAGGCAGAGAGGCUAGCACUUUUGGUCCCCCACCAACAUGGCCUUGUGCGAGGUCGCAAUCGCUAUGGCCUGCGUGUGCCAGCUGCCGAGUUCUCGGCAACCUUCAAACAACUGCGACCUGCCGACGCUGUGCCAGAAAAUAUCCAAGUCCGCCUCUUGUUUAAGGUAGGCCCGCUACCAGCCAAAGCUUCCCAGGAGGAGUUGGCUCAAUGGGCAGGCAAGCUAGGCUGGAAGGUGAAGGUGUUGAAAAUGUUGGGGCCAGCGCACUGGCUAGUUGGCUCAGCCUCCUCACCACCAACCACACUGCCUACGUUCAAUGACUGCCCAGUGCUCAUAGCGGCAGUCCCUUCACGUGCGGCUGCCAAACCAGUCGUGCAAGCUGGACGAUUGCCAGACCUGCCUGCCUCUGCUCCUGCAACAUCCUCGCAGACUUUCGCUGGCGACGCCUCACACCCAACGGACCCUUGGGGCGCUUACCUGCAGCAGCAAGGCCGCGCCAUCCGUCCGCCGCAACAGCCUACCAGCCUGAAGGCCAAUCCUGGGGAGGUUCAAUUGCAGGCGCAGGUCUCAGGUCAGGAUAAGCGUAUAGCUGCACUGGAGCUCGGCAUGGCCAGGUUGCAAUCGGCAGUCGAGACUGAGUCCAAGCACAGAGCCCAUGACCAGCAACAACACCAGGAGGACAUGACAGCUGUGCGAGGAGAACUGCAACAGCUCGGGGCUAGCCUGAGUGCGCAGUUCCAACAUAGUCUUGAGUCCCUGCAGGCAGCCCAACGCCAGCAGGAAUCCCAAAUGCAGACAGGCCUGAAUGAACUCAAGCAGCUCAUCCUUGCCCAGAGCGAGAACAAGCGCCCGCGCACGGGCGGUGCUGGGGAUGCCCUCUGA